Messenger RNA from Trichoderma virens Gv29-8, 1551 nucleotides. RefSeq lists its product as uncharacterized. The coding region runs from base 1 to 1551 and encodes 516 amino acids. The transcript has 4 exons. The record is from RefSeq and is a predicted model, not a curated record. Lineage: Eukaryota; Fungi; Ascomycota; Sordariomycetes; Hypocreales; Hypocreaceae. Gene Ontology annotation, molecular function: iron ion binding; oxidoreductase activity, acting on paired donors, with incorporation or reduction of molecular oxygen; heme binding.
AUGUACCGCCAAUCCAACUCGACGCCGUUUCCACCUGUGGUUGAGGCACCGGCACUCUUUGCCUCCUGGACACCUCGGACCAUCUACUAUGUGGCUGCCCUCGUUAUGCUGCUGGCUGCAUGGCUUCUGAGGCCAAAAUGUGAGCCUAGCAAGCUCAGUGUACCAUUCUAUGGAGCUUCGAAAUUGAAAUGGAUCUUUGAUGCCGAGUCACAGAUUGUUGCUAGCUACAGCAAGUUUCGGGAUCAGGUUUAUCAAAUCAAGGCGACAGAGGGGAUUCAAGCCAUGAUCCCUCCAAGAUUCAUCGCCGAGCUCAAGGGGCUACCCGAGGAUAUUCUCAGCGCCACAGAGGCCGUAGCUGAUGCUCUCCAAACCAAAUACACCAAAUUCUCGCCAGGCCACAAUGGUGAAAUGCUCUCACUUCUCGUUCGAACCAGGUUAACUCAGAACCUCGUCGAGUUGGUCCCUCAGCUCAAAGCCGAACUGGAACAUUACAUUGGUACCGAAUUCCCUUCUUGCGACGACUGGACGCCUGUAAAAUGGCAGCCCUUUGCUUUGCGUGGAAUUGCCCGUCUGAGUGGCCGAGCUUUUGUUGGGCCCUUUCUGAAUCGCGACGAACAGUGGAUGGAGGUGACGAUCAACUUUGCCAUCAACGUCUUCAUGUCUGUAAUCAAACUACAGUUUUUCCCGGAGUGGGCUCGACCUGUCGCCCAAUAUGCUGUAUCAGACUUGCGCAAGAUACGACGAGAUAUAGAUGCCGCAAAGUCUAUGCUAAGGCCACUGCUGCAAGAAAGAAUACGCGACAUGGGGAUUUCGACCUUUCAUGAGCCGCCGAAUGACCUCAUGCAAUGGCUUAUUGAGGCUCUACCUGAGGAGGAAAAAGCAGACGUCCAAGUACACGCCGAACUGCAACUCAUCUUGGCAGCCGCUUCGAUUCACACCACCAAUAACCUGUUGUUUGAAUGCAUGGCCGAUCUUGCUUCACACCCCGAAGUUCAAGUUGAACUACGCAAAGAAGCCUCUCAGAUAUUGGAGGUGGAAAAUGGCUGGGCGCGCAAGGAGAGCAUGGCCAAACUCAAGAAGCUCGACAGCUUCAUGCGUGAGGUCCAGCGGCUCCGUGGAAAUAUCACAUCCUUUAUCCGCAAAGUCUUGAAGCCGAUCGACCUCUCUGAUGGCACGCACCUGCCCGCGGGAACAAGAGUACUGGCUCCCCAGGCUGGCAUUUCCAUCGACGAGCAAUUUUUCCACAACCCCGGGGAGUUUGAUGCGCUACGUUUCUACCACAUGCGGCAAGAGUCGGCCGAAGCGAGCAACCGCUGGCAGUUUACAUCCCUUAGCGAUACGAACCUCAACUUCGGCGCGGGAAAACACGCCUGCCCCGGUCGAUUUUUCGCUGGGAAUGAGAUUAAACUUAUUCUGGCAUUCUUUCUUAUCAACUACGACGUGAGGCUGAAGAAGGGUAAUGCGCGGCCGAAGCCUAUGGCGAUGGUCAUGACGAAGGGACCAGACGCCAAUGCUGAGUUCGAAUUCAGACGGCGACAGUUGGCAAAUUAA